Molecule: messenger RNA, 1512 nt
Organism: Entrophospora candida
Lineage: Eukaryota; Fungi; Glomeromycota; Glomeromycetes; Entrophosporales; Entrophosporaceae
Source: the annotation of a GenBank genome assembly
AUGGCAAAAGAAAAGACUACAAAAAAAUCCACUACCACUAAAAAACUUACACCAUACAAUAAAUUUAUGAAAACUGAACUCCCUAAAGUUAAAGCUGAAAACCCAGAUUUACCACAUAAAGAUGCCUUUAAAUUAGUUGCUGAACGAUGGAAAAAUUCAACUGAAAAUCCUAAAAAUGCAUCAACUAUAUUGAAGCCUUUAUCUAAAACAAAAUUAAACAAUAUUCAAAAUUUACGUCAAUUUACUAUCAAGUUGGAACAAGAUGGUGCCGGAACUUCUGUUGUCUUUGAUCAAAACUCUGAAGGUCCUAUAGUUAAAAAUCAUUGGCAACCAUAUGGAGAUAAUGAUACAUGUUCAAUUUCCAACUGUAGAAAAUCAUUGAAUAUUUUAAGUGGUAAAAAUAAUUGUCGAAAUAAACAAGCACAACAUGAUCCUAUUAAUGGAACUUUCUUUCGUGUGUGUGAUGAUUGUUUUGUAUCAAGAGAGGGUUAUUUUGAUAAUGAAGGUGUUAUGAGAGGUCAUACUGAAGAAUUUAAUAAACAUCGUACUAAAAUAAUCGAAAGAGCUCAUUUGGAAGAAAACCGAUUAGAAAAACGAUUAGAGAAGUUGACAAAAUUAUAUGCAUCGCAAAAUAAAAAUUCUAUUACAGCAAAAGGUGUUUUGAAAAAUUCUAUAAUAAUUUCAAAUAAAAAUCAACGCAGAUUGUCUGAACAAUCUGUUGUCAAAUGGGAAGAUGACGCGUCAGUGGCUAAUUGUCCACUCUGUGGGUAUGUGGUUAAUUUCUUUAUUUUGAUGAUUUUAUAUUAUUCACCAGAACAAAUUUCUGUUGGUGAAGUUAGAGUUUGUAAAAAAUGUCGUUCAGCAGUAUUUAGACGAAAAGAAUAUAAUGAAGAAAUUUCAAAGACUCCUCCUGUGAUAAUGCUUUAUCAGGACAUGAUAGUCAUGUUAAAGAGCCAAGAAAUAGUUAAUCAAACACACGCUGAUUAUCAAGUCGCAGCAAAAACACGUAAAGAAUUACUGGAUAAUUUUGCUCAAUUUGACGCGAUCAGCAAAGAAAUUAAAACCUUAACACCAAAAUCUGAAUCUGUAAAACGUUUACAAUUAAAUAUUCAUUUGGCUGCAAGUCAAUAUCUUCACCAAAAUAUGUUAACACUUUCUGUAUUACCCCAAAUGUUUAAAAGAAAGAGUAAUAGCAGUAAGGGAAAUGGGAAUUCUGAAGACGAUGAAUCGUCGUCUGUUUUUUCAGUAUUUUCUGCUAAUAACGGUGUUGAUGGCAGAACUCGUUCGUUUUCUAAUUCAUCAGUUAAAAAAGUAGGAGAAAAAUUAGAUGAACAAUUGGAAGUUUUACAACAACAAGAAAAAUUGGUUCUAGGUUAUAUUCAAGAUGCAACCAGGAGGCGCAAAAUUGAUGAUGUUAAAACUUUAAAAGCGUCAUUGGAUGAAUUGAAAGCUGAAAUUAAUAGAAAGAAAGCUGAACUUAGCGGUGAAUUAUAUAUGGACUUGAAACAAUAA